AUGCGACGCCGCGGCGGCGGCUUGGUACCUCGCGCAGGUAACGAGAACACGGGCUGGAAUGCUUCCGCUCGGCGCAUCAUCGGCAACGCCGAUGCCUACGGCACGCUCCUCUGGCUCGGCGGCUUCGGCAUCAUGUUCCAGAUCGUCUUGUACGCGGUCCAGUACUCGAAGGAGUGGGGCGGCAUGCUUCUCACGCCCUCCGAGACUAUCUCCGGCGCGCUCGAGGGCACCAAAGACCUCAUCGAGUGUACCGUCGUGCUCAUGAUGGCGUCGGCUACGGUGUGGAAAUCGAUGUACGGCGCGUCGAUGGCGUGGCGAUGCCGGUUCCUCACCGCUCGACGGAGCGACACACUGGUUCAUUUUCCACACAGGUCUGCUAUCGGCAAGAUCUCGCAGCAGAUGAUGUUACCCGACGCCGUCGUGGAUCUGAUUGGUGACUCUAUCCCGGGCAAGGCGCUGCCGGUUGUGGUCUUCAUCACCUCCGCCGUCAUCGCGUUGUCGACGGGCUCCUCGUGGGCGACGAUGACGAUCGUCUUCCCGAUCGCCAUUCCCCUCGCCAACAACGCGUCGGGCGGCUCGCUCACGAUCCGCCUCGAGAACGUCAUCGGCGCGAUCCUCGGCGGAGCCGUCUGGGGCGAUCACUGCUCCCCGAUCUCGGACACGACCGUGCUGUCCGCCGCGUCGUGUCGCGUCAAGACGAUCGAUCAUGUUAAGACCCAGCUGCCGUACGCCUUCCUGGCCGGCUCGUGCGCGGCGGUCUUCGGCUACCUCCUCAACGGGUACGGCGUGCCCCACGAGUUGCUCGUCCUCGGUGCUUUUGCUGGAAUGCCGUGGGUCUUCUACGCCGUGUCCAUGAUCCCCGGCUGGGGCGGCCCUACUCCUAUCUACGACCCCGAGCACGACAAGGUUGUCGGUGAGGGCUUCUACGGAGCGAUGAAUUCCCUCAAGCGGAACUGCGCGUGCGGCAAGAAGGGCGGGGAUGUGGAGCCGAUGAAGACCGUCGACAACGUCACCGAGACGGGGCACAUCUCCCCGCGGGGCGCCAUCUCCCCGAUCUCGCACGGGCCGUCGGCGUCCACGAAGGUCAAGGUCACGCCGGGCAUCGACGAGACCGACCUCUGA
This is a messenger RNA of Pelagomonas calceolata, 1122 nucleotides long. The record is from the annotation of a GenBank genome assembly. Lineage: Eukaryota; Pelagophyceae; Pelagomonadales; Pelagomonadaceae.